Molecule: messenger RNA, 1176 nt
Organism: Babesia microti strain RI
Lineage: Eukaryota; Apicomplexa; Aconoidasida; Piroplasmida; Babesiidae
Product: GTP-binding protein
Exons: 6
Coding region: 1-1176 (391 amino acids)
Cellular component (GO): cytoplasm
Molecular function (GO): GTP binding; ATP binding; ATP hydrolysis activity
Source: RefSeq, a predicted model, not a curated record
AUGCCCCCAAAGGAAGAAUCAAAAACACCUAAUAUAAUACUUGGAAGGCCAAAAAACAAUCUACGUAUCGGAUUAGUCGGGUUACCAAAUGUCGGAAAAAGUACUACUUUCAACAUUUUGGGAAAUGCCAGUGUUCCUGCAGAAAAUUAUCCUUUCUGUACGAUAGAUCCUCAUGAAGCGCGAGCUAACGUAAGAGACGCUAGAUUUGACUGGUUAUGCGAUCACUUUAAACCGAUGAGAUCGAUACCAGCAGUAUUGACGAUAUUUGAUAUUGCUGGGUUGGUUCCUGGGGCUUCAAAAGGCGAAGGCCUUGGGAAUGCUUUCCUAUCUCACAUAGAAGCGGUUGAUGGAUUAUUUCAUGUGAUUCGGGCCUUUGAUGACGAUGAAGUUAUCCAUGUUUUGGGAGAAGUAAAUCCAAUCAAGGACGCAGAGGCAAUUCAUAAGGAAUUAAUUCUCAAAGACUUGAGCAAGGCUAAAAACAUGCUUGCUGAGAUCAAAAAAGUGGCUAUUAGGAACCAGAGAGAUUUGCAAAAGAAGAUGGAGUUGGAAGUAUUGGAGAAAUCGAUAGAAAUGUUGGAAGAUGAUAAAUGGAUUAUAAAUGGCAAUUGGAAAAUUAAUGAAGUAGAUGUGUUAAAUAGUUAUAAUUUUUUAACAGCAAAGCCAAUGGUUUACUUGAUAAACCUCAGUGAAAAGGACUUUUUGAGAAAAAAGAAUAAAUGGCUCGCCCCUAUCCAUAAAUGGAUAAAUGAAACGAAUCCCGGGCCUAUUGUACCCUUCAGUGCAGCAUAUGAAUCCAAGUUAAUUGAAGAAGUAUCCAACAUGACAGAAACUGUUGCUAUAGAAGAAAAGUCGAAGACUAGCCAAUUGAACAAAAUAAUUCAUACCGGUUACACUGCGUUAAAUCUAAUGCACUUUUUCACCUGUGGGCCGGAUGAAGUUAGGUGUUGGACCAUUAGGAAGGGAACAAAAGCGCCGCAAGCGGCUGGUGUCAUACAUUCAGAUUUCCAAAGGGGAUUUAUCUGUGCUGAAGUUUAUAAAUAUGAGGAUAUCGUAGAAUAUGGCAAUGAAGCCAAUGUCAAGGCUAAUGGGAGAUAUCUCAAGAAAGGAAAGGAUUAUAUAGUGGAGGAUGGCGACAUUAUUUUUUUCAAGUUUAACGUUACAAACCCCAAGAAGUGA